Molecule: messenger RNA, 2075 nt
Organism: Siniperca chuatsi (mandarin fish)
Lineage: Eukaryota; Metazoa; Chordata; Actinopteri; Centrarchiformes; Sinipercidae
Product: leucine-rich repeat-containing protein 19-like
Exons: 3
Coding region: 177-743 (188 amino acids)
Source: RefSeq, a predicted model, not a curated record
UUGCAGGGCAUGGUGCAGGAAGGGUGACAUUAUGGCCUGCAACCUUUGGCCAGCAAGUUUGUUUUUAGAAGGAGCUGAAGAGAAAGACAAAAACGGCAGAAAAGUCAGGUCUAGGAGACAUACACCUGCUCUAUCAAUUAUCCUAUUUUGUACAGGUUUUCCCUCAGGACACAGAGAUGGGCCCGUGGAGCUGCAGCCUCUUUGUGGUGUUUUUUCUUUGUGGAGCUUUUAUCAGAGAAGCACAUCCAGCUACUAUAUAUGAUGUGGAGGGACACAAAGAUGCUCAGAGACAUCUUCUGAUGGAAAAAGAAGAUCUCACCAACAGUAACAGUACUGGAAUUCAAAAGGCAUCCAGUCCAGAUCAGGGCCCAAAGUCUCUGGAGUGGUCCUAUCUGGCUGCAGGACUGGGCACAGCCCUCACCAUCUCACUCCUCAUCGUGAUGGCUGUCAAGUUUCGCCUCUUCCACCGCUUCUUGGCCAGCUACAGACACUCCCUGCUCCAAGAGGCUGACGGGGUCAGCCAGUAUGGCCAGGAGGAGGCAUCCUUCCCUAACAGUGUGUUGGGUAGAAUGGAAGGGAUUGGGGGGACUCGAAGAGGACUGGAUGAAGAUGAUGAUGGCUUCAUUGAGGAUAACUAUAUCCAGACCAGUGAGAAAGACAGGGCAGAGAGAGAAAGAGAGGAGGAGGGAGAGGAGGAAGGGAUAGAAGACAGUGAAGAUGAUCUUGAGUUCACUAUAGGGUGAUUAGAUAAAGGGAGACUUCAUCAAAAACAGCUGGCUUAAAACUAAGAUAAAAUAACACUAUAGAGAUCUUGAUUGACAGUCGACAGUAAAGCAGUGAUUCUGAACCUUUCUGGCUUGUGCCCUCUUAAAAUGAAUCAUUGUCUACUUGCAACUUCUUGUCACACCUUGCAUAUGUCUAUGAACUGUGAGUGGUUCCACCAAAGAGUGAGUUCCCCUCAAAAAGUCUCAUAUUGUUUCAUUUAAACAAUUGUUAUAGGCCUGUAUAGAUAUACAGUGGUGUGAAAAAAUGUUUGCCCCCUUCCUGAUUUUUUUUUUUUUUUUGCAUGUUUGUCACACUUAAGUAAACACAAAAUGCAGUUUUUAAAUGAAGGUUGUUAUUAUUAAGGGAAAACAAAAUCCAAACCUACAUGGCCCUGUGUGAAAAAAUGAUUGCCUCACCUGUUAAAACAUAACAUAACUGGUUUAUCACACCUGAGUUCACAUCCAGGUCUGAUUACUGCCACACCUGUUCUCAAUCAAGAAAUCACUUAAAUAGGACAAUGAUCUAAAAAGCACCAGCAAGUCCACCUCUGAAUGGCUGAAGAAGAACAAAAUGAAGACUUUGGAGUGGCCUAGUCAAAGUCCUGACCUGAAUCCUAUUGAGAUGCUGUGGCAUGACCUUAAAAAGGCAGUUCAUGCUCGAAAACCCUCCAAUGUGGCUGAAUUACAACAAUUCUGCAAAGAUGACACAGCACUGUAAAAGACUCAUUGCAAGUUAUUGCAAUAUUGCAAAUGCUUGAUUGCAGUUGUUGCUGCUAAGGGUGGCCCAACCAGUUAUUAGGUUUAGGGGGCAAUCACUUUUUCACACAGGGCCAUGUAGGUUUGGAUUUAGUUUUCCCUUAAUAAUAACAACCUUCAUUUAAAAACUGCAUUUUGUGUUUACUUGUGUUAUCUUUGACUAAUAUUUAAAUUAGUUUGAUGAUCUGAAACAUUUAAGUGUGACAAACAUGCAAAAAAAUAAGAAAUCGGGAAGGGGCAAACACUUUUUCACACCACUGUAUAUACAUAAAAAAGAAAACAACUUUUUUCCUCUUCCAAUCAAUCAUUUCGCAGCCCCUAAGAUGAUCUUGUGACCCCUUGGAGGGGUCCCGGCCCAUAGCUUUGGAUCUGUUGAAAGUGCACAGUGGAUAUAUUAUAAAUGUGAAAACUGAAUGAGUCACAGUUGCUUCAAAACUUCUGAAGCUGCAAUAAUGGUUGGACUUGUGUCCAAAAUAAGCUAAUUUAAAUAGUGUAUGAUGAGAGUAAUAAUGAAAAUGUAUAAACAGAAUUAAAUUGAUUUUUUGAAAAAUGUUA